This is a messenger RNA of Zychaea mexicana, 1974 nucleotides long. RefSeq names its product 70 kDa heat shock protein 3. Gene Ontology annotation, biological process: cellular response to unfolded protein; vesicle-mediated transport; protein refolding. Lineage: Eukaryota; Fungi; Mucoromycota; Mucoromycetes; Mucorales; Lichtheimiaceae. The transcript is spliced from 7 exons. Gene Ontology annotation, molecular function: heat shock protein binding; ATP binding; misfolded protein binding. The record is from RefSeq and is a predicted model, not a curated record. Gene Ontology annotation, cellular component: cytoplasm; plasma membrane; nucleus. Bases 1 to 1974 code for a protein of 657 amino acids.
AUGUCUGAAGGCAAAGCUGUUGGUAUUGACUUGGGUACUACCUACUCGUGUGUUGGCGUCUGGCAAAACGACCGUGUCGAAAUUAUUGCCAACGACCAGGGUAACCGCACUACUCCCUCGUACGUCGGUUUCACCGACUCUGAGCGUUUGAUCGGUGAUGCCGCCAAGAACCAGGUCGCCAUGAACCCCUUCAACACCGUCUUUGACGCCAAGCGUCUGAUCGGCCGUCGUUUCGCCGAGUCUGAGGUCCAGUCUGACAUGAAGCACUGGCCCUUCAAGAUCAUCGACAAGGCUGGCUUGCCCGUCAUCCAGGUCGAGUACAAGGGCGAGACCAAGCAGUUCACCCCCGAAGAAAUCUCCUCCAUGGUCCUUAUCAAGAUGAAGGAGGUUGCCGAGGGCUACUUGGGCACCACCGUCAAGAACGCUGUCAUCACUGUCCCUGCUUACUUCAACGACAGCCAGCGUCAAGCUACCAAGGACUCCGGUGCCAUUGCUGGCUUGAACGUCCAGCGUAUCAUCAACGAGCCCACUGCUGCUGCCAUUGCCUAUGGUUUGGACAAGAAGGUCGAAGGCGAGCGCAACGUCCUUAUCUUCGAUUUGGGUGGUGGUACCUUCGAUGUCUCCCUUUUGACCAUCGAAGACGGUAUCUUUGAAGUCAAGGCCACUGCUGGUGACACUCACUUGGGUGGUGAAGAUUUCGACAACCGUCUUGUCAACCAUUUCAUGCAAGAGUUCAAGCGCAAGUUCAAGAAGGACAUCUCUGGCAACGCCCGUGCCGUCCGUCGUCUCCGCACUGCCUGUGAGCGUGCUAAGCGCACCCUCUCUUCGUCUGCCCAGACCUCGAUCGAAAUCGACUCGUUGUUCGAGGGUGUUGACUUCUACACCUCGCUCACCCGUGCUCGUUUCGAGGAAUUGAACCAGGACUUGUUCCGUUCCACCAUGGACCCCGUCGAAAAGGUCUUGCGCGACUCCAAGAUCGACAAGGGCUCCGUCCACGACAUCGUCUUGGUCGGUGGUUCCACCCGUAUCCCCAAGGUCCAGAAGCUCGUCUCUGACUUCUUCAACGGCAAGGAGCCCAACAAAUCCAUCAACCCUGAUGAAGCCGUUGCCUACGGUGCUGCCGUCCAGGCCGCUAUCUUGUCCGGUGACACCUCCGAGAAGACCCAAGACUUGCUCUUGCUCGAUGUCGCUCCCCUCUCCUUGGGUAUUGAAACCGCUGGUGGUGUCAUGACCGCCUUGAUCAAGCGUAACACCACUGUCCCCACCAAGAAGUCCGAGAUCUUCUCCACCUACGCUGACAACCAGCCCGGUGUCUUGAUCCAGGUCUUCGAAGGUGAACGUGCUCGCACCAAGGACAACAACUUGCUCGGCAAGUUCGAACUCACUGGUAUCCCCCCCGCCCCCCGUGGUGUUCCCCAGAUCGAGGUCACCUUCGAUGUCGAUGCCAACGGUAUCUUGAACGUCUCCGCCUUGGACAAGACCACUGGCAAGUCCAACAAGAUCACCAUCACCAACGACAAGGGCCGUCUCUCCAAGGAAGACAUUGAGCGCAUGGUUGCUGACGCCGAGAAGUACAAGGCUGAGGAUGAGGCUGCUGCUUCCCGUAUCCAGGCCAAGAACGGCUUGGAAUCCUAUGCUUUCAACUUGCGCAACACCCUCUCCGAGGAGAAGGUUGCCGGUGCCCUUGAGGAGGCCGACAAGACCAAGUUGAACGCUGCCAUCGAUGAAGCCAUCAAGUGGCUCGACGAGUCCCAGGAAGCUUCCAAGGAAGAAUACGAGGGCAAGCAGAAGGAGCUUGAAGAAGUUGCCAACCCCAUCAUGCAGAAGUUGUACGCUCAGGCUGGUGGUGAGGGCGGUAUGCCCGGUGCUGGUGCUGCCCCUGGUGCCGCCCCUGGUGGUUUCCCUGGUGCCGGUGCCGCUCCUGGUGGCGCAUCCAACGACAACGACGGUCCCUCCAUCGAGGAAGUCGACUAA